UUCCACACAUCUUUUGCAACGGUUGCUGCAUCAGAGCGACUCACUAAUAUGGCAACCACCGGGAACGACCUUUACACGGACGACCCCGAGUACAUUGCAACCCCGCUAGUAUCCCCAGUCCCACCUCCACAGCUCACACCCCCAAGACUUCGAAACCGACAUGACAACGGAAGAGCACCUGUAGAUCGUGCAUUUCCGCCAUCGCCAGCAGUCUACAGGACGGAUAAAACUGUUGCUCACGAACAGUCUGUGCAAUGGAUGGUAUGCGACGCGAGUUUGGAAGAUGAUGAAUGGCUGCAGCACUUACGCAUUUUGGUGGAAGAGGUAGGAGAAACCGACUACAGCCGAUUUUGUGAGAAAACCAUUGUGGAGAACCUUGUUGCCGCAAAGGAGAAGCUGAAGGAUCUUGCACCGCAAGAUAUGUACAGAGCCAAGUCCCGAGCUAAUCCCUACCAAUGCCUGGGGAAAUCCAUCUUUGCAUAUCCAACUGCAGUCAAGAUGGCAAAUAUGGACGCUCUUUUUCAAUUCACAGACAUAAAUGCGCGAACGGGUACUGGUGAAUUACGAUUCGCUGAUUUAUGUUCAGGACCGGGCGGAUUCACAGAGUAUCUGCUCUGGCGAGCAAACGCGAGGGGAAUACCAAUCCGAGGAUGGGGAAUGACUUCACGAGGCAGACAGGAUUCUGCUCUGGACAGGAUGCAUCCAGAUAGUUGCGUGAAGCAACUAUUUGAACCAUUUUAUGGAGAUGGCACUGGCGAUCUGCGAAAAAACGAAAAUAUCCGCGGCUUUCAUGAGUUGGUUGAAUACGCGACGAAUAACGAGGGAUUAGAUCUCGUGAUGGCAGACAGCGGCGAAAUUGACAUUGCGGGCAAUCAAGAAUAUCACAUACGACAGCUGGUCUUGUGUCAAGUCUUGGCAGCGCUUUUGGUCCUGAGGAAACAUGGCGACUUUGUGAUGCAAAUUUUCGAUGUAUUUACGCCGUUCACUGUUGAUAUCCUAUACAUUCUCUAUCGAUGCUUUGAGAAAGUAACGAUAGUGAAACCUCUGGCGAGUCCACCUGAUACUGCUGAAAGGUACAUAGUUUGCCGUAAUCUACGUGUGCCACAUCCUCCCCGAAUUAUCGAACACCUCUUCGCCGUUAACGAUCGAAUGAACGAUCUGCGGGCACAUCAGGCAAAAGAUGCGUUGGAAGUUACGGGGCUAAUGGACAGGGACGCUGUUAACGGCGACGAAAAGUUCAUUGACCGUGUGCGGUCGGUGAACAUGAGACUUUGCAUCCGGCAAACCGAAGCUCUGCAGGAACUGCGAAAGUAUGCGGAUGAUCCAUCGCUCUCAUCUUUCGAUCAAAUAGAAGUGAGAAACAGAUGCUUACGAGAAUGGAAACUACCAAUCCCGGACCCCCCUCCACCGGAAAGGCAAUGGCAAGAGCGCCACAGUCACCAAGACCGCCGCUCGACUGAACGCUUCUCACCCUACGGCAGACGCGAUGGUGACAGGAGAAACUUUGGACGAAGUUCAUACAAUGGCCGCAGCGGCAGGGGAAUGGAUGGGCGCUAUCCUCAUGAGGAUAGAGCAACUUACAGAGAUGGAGGACAUCAUCGUGAUCAUCGUUGAACGGGGUGCACGCGGAGAUCAAGAGGGUCGGCUCAGCAGCCCUCUAUACACAACGAAAUGUAUCUGCCCACUCUGCCUCCCAUUGGUCCUGCGCAGGCCGCCACACUGCUAACUCUGUACAUAUGCCAAGCGGAUUACCGUGUUGUAUAAAGAAUAUAGAUACUAGAGGGUCGCUUUCUUCUGAUCCGGCUCAAAAGUUGAUCUAAAGACAUCC
This is a messenger RNA of Spizellomyces punctatus DAOM BR117, 1828 nucleotides long. RefSeq lists its product as uncharacterized. Gene Ontology annotation, molecular function: methyltransferase cap1 activity. Gene Ontology annotation, biological process: 7-methylguanosine mRNA capping. The record is from RefSeq and is a predicted model, not a curated record. The transcript is spliced from 4 exons. NCBI's taxonomy places the organism in Eukaryota, Fungi, Chytridiomycota, Chytridiomycetes, Spizellomycetales, Spizellomycetaceae. Bases 49 to 1614 code for a protein of 521 amino acids. Gene Ontology annotation, cellular component: nucleus; cytoplasm.